Messenger RNA from Coniosporium apollinis CBS 100218, 660 nucleotides. RefSeq lists its product as uncharacterized. The record is from RefSeq and is a predicted model, not a curated record. The coding region runs from base 1 to 660 and encodes 219 amino acids. The transcript has 2 exons. Gene Ontology annotation, cellular component: cytoplasm. Lineage: Eukaryota; Fungi; Ascomycota; Dothideomycetes.
AUGCCGCUCGACGCCAAAGUAGCCUCCGUGCUCGACAAACACCGCCCGUCCACCACCGACUCCGACGAUGAAGACGCCCUAAUCUCCGCCCUCGAAGACGAAAAUGAUUCCUCCCUCUCCGCCUUCCGCGAGCAACGCCUCCAACAAUUGCACGCCGAGGUCGCCCGCGCAAAGGAGAUGCGCAACGUGGGCCACGGCAGCUACACCGAAGUCAUGGACGAGAAGGCGCUGAUGGAGAUGACGACGGCCAAGGAGAACAGGUUGUGUGUGGUGCACUUCUUCCAUCGGGAUUUCGGGAGGUGUGGGGUUAUGGAUGGGCAUUUGGAGACCCUCGCCCCCACACACCUCGACACCCGUUUCCUGCGCAUCAACGUCGAAGCCGCGCCCUUCCUCGUCACGAAACUGAACAUCAAGGUCCUGCCCUGCGUUCUAGCCUUCGUGGACGGCAUCAGUGUGGACCGGAUCGUCGGCUUCGAGGGACUGGGCCGCACGCCCGAUACUUUCACCACGCGCGAUCUCGAGGCCAGGCUGCUGCGGGCGGGCGUGUUGGUCAGGGCGAAGAUCACCGGUGAGGGCGCGGGUGGCCGUACGGGAACGAUAGGGAAGGGGCGGAGUAAGAAAGCGGAGAGCGAUGAAGACGAGGGUGACGACUGGGAUUGA